AUUUAUUUAUUAAAAACGUAACAUUGUCAUGGACAAAUUAAAACUGCAACUGAAAUCAAAAUAACAAAUGUGAAAUCUAAUCAUAUGAGUAUAGUUUUGUGUUUAAAUUUACAGUAUGAACGAUUUUUCAACGUUAGAAAAAACUAUAGUGCGCGAAUUGUCAUGUCGACUAUGUCUGUGCAACGAUAUCAUAAAGUUAAAACCCUUAAGCGCUGAAACGAAGCGCAAGAUUAAGAAUCUUUUCAAUAUAGUGAUUCGUACUGACGAUAAUCUUCCUAAAGCAAUAUGCCACGAUUGUCUGCAACAAGUGGCUUCGUUGCACUUAUAUUCGGUGAAAGUAGAAAAAACACAAAAGUUCUUAGAGUUUCACAAAAUCAAACGCGAAGAGCAAGAACACUUACAUCCAGCACCCGAAAAGAAGAUGCAUCCAAUAAUCAAAGCAUUAUCAUCACAAAAUAUUCAAAAUGACAAUAAAGAGGUUUUAGUAGAACCUAAAUCUAAAUCAACACCAUCAGAAAGACAACGAAGCGAAAGUCCAACAAAACAUAAAAAGAAAUCACCCGUAGAGAUGAAAUUCAUGGAAGCGAUGCCGUUGGAAGAAUUUGCAAAAGCGGAGCGAGUGGAUACGUCGCUACUUGUACAUUCCCCAAAGCCUGUUAAAAGUAUCAGAUCACGGCAAUCGCCAACUAGAGUAGUCCCGAAAAAAGUCAGCGAAGAAAUAAAUAGCAUUAACACAUGUGAUACAUUAGAUCCAAUAGUUUUAAUAGAUGGCAGACCAGCGAAGCAAGGUGCAGAAUUAGACAAACAAAUCACACUAUUUUACAAAAUGGAAUGUUGCAUUUGCCAUGGGAAGGGCUUCGAUUACAGAUCUCUGAUGAAACAUUACAAAGAGAGGCACGGUGUCCCCGGAUACGUUACGUGUUGCGAUAAAAAGUUCCAUUAUUUCUAUCCUAAGAAAAUAAUUGAACAUAUGGCAUAUCAUCUUCAACCAAACAUAUUUAUGUGCAAAAGUUGUCAUCGAAACUUCCAGACAUCUAACGAGCUGAUCGAACACGAGACUAAUGGUGGGCGGACGGAAGGAAGGCUGAACUGCCCGCAUUGUGAAGAGCGGUUCCCCACGUACCGUGAGCUGGGCCAGCACAUUAUCACUCAUCGUACAGAUAAGUCACAGUGUGACUAUUGUGCUAAAGUUCUAAAACAUCAUCAUAGAAAGAAGACCAUAAAUCAUAUGGAAGACUUGAUACUCUGUUCACAUUGUCUUCGAAGCUUGAGAAGCAUUGAAAAACAAGAAAAAGAAUCGAAAGAUAAGGUAAAGGUGAAAAGCAGCGAUACAACAAAGGCGGAAAAAUAUCGUAAAUUUUACAAAGCUUUGGAAAUUUCGUGCGACGACGACUACUCAACAGAAUAACGACAAGGGGAAAUACACAAUUGUAAUAUCUUGUCUGUGUACCAUGACAAUGUUAAAAUAAAUUAUUAAAUUAUA
Messenger RNA from Papilio polytes (common Mormon), 1483 nucleotides. RefSeq names its product PR domain zinc finger protein 10-like. Gene Ontology annotation, molecular function: zinc ion binding. The transcript is spliced from 5 exons. Lineage: Eukaryota; Metazoa; Arthropoda; Insecta; Lepidoptera; Papilionidae. Gene Ontology annotation, cellular component: nucleus. Bases 116 to 1408 code for a protein of 430 amino acids. The record is from RefSeq and is a predicted model, not a curated record.